This is a messenger RNA of Penaeus monodon (black tiger shrimp), 3623 nucleotides long. Its product is annotated as G-protein coupled receptor moody-like. Gene Ontology annotation, molecular function: G protein-coupled receptor activity. Lineage: Eukaryota; Metazoa; Arthropoda; Malacostraca; Decapoda; Penaeidae. The coding region runs from base 1 to 1467 and encodes 488 amino acids. The transcript is spliced from 4 exons. Gene Ontology annotation, cellular component: membrane. Gene Ontology annotation, biological process: G protein-coupled receptor signaling pathway. The record is from RefSeq and is a predicted model, not a curated record.
AUGUUGACUUUAUUAGUGAGCAACUUCUGUGUCAAAAGCCCCCAGCUCUUACCCCAUCGUUACCCUCCACCCGGAAAUCAACACAGACUCCUGACCCUCUUCCGUCUCUCUCCUCCUCAGGUACACAACGCCACUGCCGUGUUCAUCAUCAACCUCACGCUCUCUGACCUGAUGUUCGGCGUGUUCAACCUGCCCCUGGCGGCCUCACUCUUCGGUCACCGGGCGUGGGUGCAUACGGGCUUCCUGUGUCAGCUGUUCCCCAUUCUGCGCUACGGUCUCGUGGCUGUGUCCGUCUUCACCGUGCUGGCCAUCACCAUCAACCGCUACGUCAUGAUUGCACACCCAAGGCUUUACCACAAAAACUAUUCGCGGUCGCUGCUGACGAUCAUGGUGCUGGCCACGUGGGCGGGGGCGUUCGGGGCGCUGGUGCCGACGCUGCUGGAGCUGUGGGGCACCUUCGGGCUGGACGAGGCCAUCGGCUCGUGCACCAUCCUGCCCGACCGCGACGGAAAGUCCCCGAAGGUGUUCCUAUUCGUGUUCGCCUUCGUGCUGCCCUGCGUCGCCAUCUGCGUGUGCUACGCGCGCAUUUUUUGCAUUGUCCACCGCGCCGAUAAGAAGAGCCACGGCGCCACGCGCGGCCUCAUCAACGGCAAGCGCCGCAAGCGACCUAUCGCCGCCCCCACCCACGACCCGCCCACCCUGCAGACCCUGCAGACCACGCCCCUACACGACCGCUUGCAGCUCGAGACCCUCGUCAAGCUGUCCACUAGCAGGAAUUCCGUCAGAGUGGAGAUCGUGGAGCCGGGCGAGAAGAGCGAGAAAGAGAAGAACGAGGAGAGAAACGGCGGCGAGAACGGCGAGUCGGCACCGAAGGAGCCCGCGCGAACGCCCUCUCCGCUCCUGACCUCCGGAGACACCAUAACUGACGCCAGCUCGCUGCUGAAGACGGAGGUGAACGGCUUCUCAGGGCAGACGUCCGAGGAGUGCACUGCGGCGGCGACUGUGCCUUCCCCCAUCCGCGUGUGCCCUCCGACGGCCCCCUCGUCGCCGGCGUCCGAGCGCUCCGAGCCGAGGGGCAACGCGGUCGAGCGGCGCCCGUCCACCAUCUCCGGCUUCGGCGGCACUUUCUCGCACCUGCGCGGGACCUUCCGCAAGACGCGCGCCGGCUCCUUCAUCGCGCGCCAGCCGGACCUCAGCGCCAAGGACCGCCGCCUCCUCAAGAUGAUUUUGGUGAUCUUCAUCUCGUUCGUGCUGUGCUACCUGCCCAUCACGCUCAUCAAGACCUUCAGCAAGGACGACAACCCCGUGCUCAACAUCGUGGGCCUCCUCCUCAUUUACAUGACCACGUGCAUCAACCCCAUCAUCUACGUGGUCAUGUCGUCCGAGUACCGCCAGGCCUACGUGAGCCUCCUGACGUGCAGGCGUGACACCGACGCGACCAAUCGCUCCGUCACCAAGAUAUCCUGAAAGAAAGCGAGGUCUUCCAUGCCACGCCAGGCGCUCGGGCCGGCCGCGCCCAGAUACAAGGUCAGGGUGUCGCCGGCAGGGUACCCGAGGCGCCAGAACUGAAUUACUUUUAAGACUCAAAGCAAACGGAAAGCCUCGUCUUGGUUAACGUUGUGCUGUGCCACUCCAAGUGCAGGCCCUCCAAAGACACCCGCCGGUGCAUACUAAUACCUAACGUUUGAUUUUUGACCUUUCGCUGCCUGGAUCUCGGGCAGGCCCCGGGACGAAAUUACCAAUCAUAUUCCUGCAUGUUAAAGGGAUUCUUUUAGUGCAUUUCAGUGUAAAUAUUUCGAAAAACAAGAACUGUAUGGGUGUACUGGAAUAUUUUAGUAUAUAAAAAAGUUUGACCAAUUUCUUGUUAAUUCAGGACACAGAAACAUGAAAAUGCAUGCCUUAAAUAUAUAAUACUCCAUAUCUUGCCCUCAGUGUUGUCAAUAAUAUUAAUGUUUAUGGCAAUAUAUCUACCGCAGCACUCCAUCCAUGGCUGUACUUUCACACGCUAUCUGAAGUGACACACACGGCAAUAAAAAUUAUUAAUUUUGACAUAAUAUGAAAACUUCGUAAACUCGGUCAACUUGACAUUCGAUACUGAUCUGGUAAUUUCACUGGCAAAAUUAACUACAAUACGAAAACAAUAUCAGGGAGCCAGGCUUACUGUAUCAUAUAAUAAUUAGUAAUUGAGCAAACUGUUGAAAUACUAAUCAUCUCUGAAUCCUGAAAACGACUUGUAUUACAAGUGCAGUGAUGUACACAGCAAGUUUAAUUGUUGUUCUAAGUAGUUUUGUACGAACGGAUGAGACAGCCAGCGGUGACGGGGUCAGUCGUCCAUAAGACAAGAUUCUUCGCUGGAUUCCUUUCAGCCAAGGAACUUCGUCCGUGCCGGUGUCCUGCUUCUUAGGGGAUACUUUUGACCAGACUCAGUUGUUUUUUACUUCCAUGGGCCUUACGGGCGCCGUGUUCUGUGCUGGACACGUCGACUCGUGUUGGAAGUUGAGCUAUAUUACGGUAAAAAUUGGGCCUUGAUGGGAUUCGAGGAUCAUGGCUGAUCUCAUUAACGUCUUGUGCCUUGGUAGACAUGAUGAACUUGUCGAUUUUGCUAGAACGAUUCUGAUUUUUGUUGACCGCUUACGACCUUGUUGGAAAUUUCGUCUUGUUGGAUAUUACUUAACCAUUUACGUGCGUCUGACCCUAAUGUCAGACAUAGCGAACCUUAGAAAAAUGUUAUAGACUUCCUUGGCAUCCUGUGAUUUCCCGGACAUUCAAGAUCUUAUUUGCCACUGUCCAAGGGCAUCUUGAUGGUUAAUCUAUCAAUAACAAAAUGCCUGUAGAAUUACUAGAUCUUGGUCCUGGUGUGAGUCUUUGGAUUUUUGCGAGUAAAUGCAGGUCGAAAUUGAAACUCAAGGGAUAACCCAAACAUGACAACAGACGCCUUCAUGUCUAUCUGUGUGACUGUCCGUAACGUCGCGUGCCCAGGGUAGAGGGUCUCACGAAUCAAACACUCGACUAGAUAUGAUGAAACAUUGACUGCCUAACAACGAUCACUAUUUACAACUUUCUCGAAAUGACGGUAUGGGAAAGAGCCUUAGACUGUACAAUUACAUUAGGAAUUUCUCUUGCUGUUGAUGGCUUCCUGGAGCAUAAAAUGGUUAGGUUACGACGCCAACCACUUGUGAUAUAAUUUCGAGAACGGACAGUGUGUAUAUAACUUAAUAUUUAUUGUUUUACUGUUAUACAGUCUAGAUUUUGCAUAUGUUAUUAUGCAGAUUACAUUGUAAAUGCAGAAGUGUAGUUACUACUUUUGUUUUCUUGUUGUUUCUACACACUAGGCUAAGAGUGAAAGUAUCGGAAAUAUAAUGACUGAAAUUAAUUUGAUAAUCACUAUUUACCUCUUAUGUAUCUUUUCAUGUUAUGAUGCGAAGAAGUGAUACGUGGUGCCAUGAGUUUGCUAUAAUAUCAUUACCAAAAGCAGCAGUGCUGUUGAUAUGAUUCUACCCUUUUAGGACCCCGUAUGGUUUGAGUAUUACGCGGUAAAAACAAGGAGCAGACGUGACAAACCUUUUCUCUUGGUUUUAGAUGGGUUUGCCUUGUAUACGUCAACAACUCUGGAGACGUAAAAC